Lolium rigidum is the source of this 2213-nucleotide messenger RNA. Its product is annotated as ubiquitin-like-specific protease 1D. The transcript has 14 exons. NCBI's taxonomy places the organism in Eukaryota, Viridiplantae, Streptophyta, Magnoliopsida, Poales, Poaceae. The record is from RefSeq and is a predicted model, not a curated record. Gene Ontology annotation, biological process: proteolysis. Bases 42 to 1739 code for a protein of 565 amino acids. Gene Ontology annotation, molecular function: cysteine-type peptidase activity.
AAGCCCUCACCCGGCCGCCGCCGCGGCGGCCGGCACUAACCAUGGCGCACGGCCCGAUAACCAUCGACCGGGCACUAAUGUCCCUCGACUCCCCGCCGGUGGAGUUGGAGAUCGUCGCCUCCUCCUCUUCGCGCGUGACGCCGCGCCCGCCUGCGCAGAUACAGGCGGGCGACGAUGGCGCCUCCGACGGCGGUGAGGGGGGAGCGGAGGAGUUCAAGGGAUCCACCGAUCAGGAACUCCGGGCGAAGAUCGCGCGCUUGCGCAGUCUCCAUGGUAAUACAAACGACCGCGGCGAGAAGUCGCGGAAGCUCGUCCGCCGGGUGGAGAAGGAGCUUGAGCGCCGCCGCACUGCCGGGCAGAGGAAGGUUGAGAUGGUUCGGAGACAGCCGGUGCAGACACCCAGUGGGAAUGAUCCCAAUGCCUCAAAAAGUGGUGAUGAGCGCAAUUGCAGCAACUUCGGUGGCAAACACCAUCUGAAAUCACAUUUCACUCCACGUACAAAGAAUGGCAAGGAUGAUGGAGUUGCAUUCUCUGAUGAGAUGGCCUAUUUUACACUUGGGGAAAGAGCAAGAAGACCAGUGAAUCAUGAAUCAAAAAGUCGUACGGUUUGUCAAAAUACUACUAAUAAUAGACUUCCAGAUAUGGAUGGUACGAGGUUAGGUUUGAAGAUCUGUACCAAAGAUCGAAAGAAAAAUAGCAACGUUGGGCCAAAGGGUAUGUCCAAUAAACGACAUACGGAAGAUGACGCUAUUGAGAUUGUUACCAAGAGGAGGGGCAAUUCUAACAAUCGGACCUACCAAUUCGGGAUGGUAAAUAAAAGAAACGAAAAGAAGGAAGUAGUUCUCUUGGAUGAUGAAGAUACAGAACCUGCUAAAAUAGCUGAUGUUGAGAUGGCUAAUGAGUGGGACAAAAAGUCAGAGAUCUACUAUCCAUCAAGAACUGAUCCGGAAAGUGUUGGGCUGACAUAUUCUGACAUAGAAUGUCUUAAACCCACAGAAUAUUUAAAAUCACCUGUUAUCAAUUUCUACAUCCAGUACCUAAAAAAAUCCCGGCCUUGUGACGACUUGUAUAUCUUCAGUACAUAUUUCUAUAGCAAACUUGAAAAGGCAUUAUCUGGGACGGGUAAUUGCGACUCACAGUUUUGCAAGUUAAGGAAAUGGUGGAGAAGUGUAGAUAUUUUUAAGACACCAUAUGUACUUUUGCCUAUACAUGGAGAGAUGCACUGGAGCUUGGUUAUUAUCUGCAUGCCCGCAAAAGAGAAAGAAUCAGGGCCAACAGUGUUUCACUUGGACUCUCUAGGAGUGCACUCCAGUGACAAGAUUUUUGAUGUGAUUGAGAGCUACCUCAAACAAGAAUGGAGCUAUCUACAAGAGGAUCAGUCUUAUGAUAUUCCCUUUUCAGACACGAUAUGGAGACGUCUUUCAAGAAAUAUACGCAAGCAAAAAGUCGAGGUGCCGCGCCAGCGAAAUGAGUAUGACUGUGGCAUCUUUAUGCUUUACUACAUUGAGAAAUUCAUUCAAGAAGCACCAGAUAGAUGGACAAGAGAGCGACUUUGCAAGUUUGGGCGCAAAUGGUUCAAUCCUGAAGAAACAUCGGGGCUGCGGGAGCGAAUGCGAGCUCUUCUGUUUGAUGUGUUUCAGAACACUCUAGUCAAUGAACAAAAUUCAGAGACAGAGUCACACUCCUGUGAUCACUCUGAAGAUGACGACAAGGAUGAGGCUGUGACUAUUAUCGCCUGAAUGUAGCAAUGGAUGAACGGUGUCAACACAAAGAUCGUACUGCAGUUUCGCAUGAGGAUUUCACCAGCACUGUAAUGCGGAACGUUAUGGUUGCAUGUUGCUGUAAUGCGGCAAUAUAGCUUAGACUAAAGGUCACAAUGGAUGUGACCAUAUAUUUUGCCAAGCGGGUCCAGCUCUAUAUGCCAGGGUGGUCCAACAGUGCAAUUGUCCAUAUAAAUAUACUUAAAUUCUCUUCUAUGAUAUAUAGGCGACAUGGAAAUCUUAGGGUGGUGGACAGAGCUCACCCCCCAAGAUCUGCCUCAUGGGGACGAUGAUAUGUUUGCCAGUCGUGCUUAGCAAAUAAUCCUUGUUGCAACCUUACAGUUUAAAUUUUGGCGGAACGAAAACUGUAGCUCAGUGUUACAUUUUGACUGAAAGUCACAGCAAACUUACAUGCGCUGACUUUUAAAUUUUAUGGUAUUACUAUUUUAUCCA